Messenger RNA from Chanos chanos (milkfish), 1919 nucleotides. RefSeq names its product BTB/POZ domain-containing protein 1-like. Gene Ontology annotation, cellular component: cytosol; P-body. The record is from RefSeq and is a predicted model, not a curated record. Bases 1 to 1446 code for a protein of 481 amino acids. The transcript is spliced from 8 exons. Gene Ontology annotation, biological process: neurogenesis. Lineage: Eukaryota; Metazoa; Chordata; Actinopteri; Gonorynchiformes; Chanidae. Gene Ontology annotation, molecular function: protein binding.
AUGGCGACAGGCGGUGGUGAAACCGCACCAAAUACAGAAGGACAUGCGUCUAAUUUCGUCCAGUCCACUGGUGGGAGAAACGCUACUGGGGUGGCUCUGGUUGUUCCACCGAGUUCCCCACCGUCUGCGGGCCUCCAUCGGGAGCCCAUAUACAACUGGCAAGCCACGAAGAGUUCCGUUAAAGAGCGCUUCGCUUUCCUAUUCAAUAACGAACUGCUGAGCGACGUGAAAUUUGUGGUUGGUAAGGGUAGACAGGCUCAAAGAAUACCAGCACAUAAGUUUGUAUUGGCUGCUGGAAGUGCUGUGUUUGAUGCGAUGUUUAACGGAGGCAUGGCUACGACGUCUGCUGAGAUCGAGCUCCCUGAUGUUGAGCCGGCUGCGUUUCUCGCUCUGCUCAGGUUUCUGUACUCUGACGAAGUGCACAUCGGUCCUGAGACGGUCAUGACAACUCUUUAUACCGCCAAAAAGUAUGCCGUCCCCGCGCUCGAGGCGCACUGUGUGGAGUUUCUCACCAAGCAUCUCAGGGCAGACAAUGCAUUCAUGCUUCUCACUCAGGCCAGACUGUUCGAUGAGCCUCAGCUUGCCAGUCUCUGUUUAGAUACGAUAGACAAGAGCACAGCGGAUGCCAUCAACGCAGAGGGAUUCACAGACAUCGAUUUGGACACACUGUGUGCGGUGUUGGAGAGGGACACUUUGGGGAUUCGGGAAAGUCGUUUGUUUGGAGCUGUCGUUCGCUGGGCUGACGCAGAAUGUUACCGACAGCAGCUUCCGCUCACGUCUGAAAACAAACAGAAAGUUCUGGGGAAAGCCCUGUCCCUGAUCCGUUUCCCUCUGAUGACCGUGGAGGAGUUCGCUGCAGGGCCUGCUCAGACUGGGAUUUUGUUCGAUCGGGAGGUGGUAAAUCUGUUUUUACACUUUACAGUAAACCCCAAACCUCGCGUUGACUACAUUGACAGACCCAGGUGUUGUCUGAGGGGAAAGGAAUGCAGCAUCAAUCGCUUCCAGCAGGUUGAGAGUCGCUGGGGUUACAGUGGAACCAGUGACCGAAUUCGGUUUAAUGUAAACAGACGCAUAUCUGUGGUGGGCUUUGGAUUGUAUGGCUCAAUUCAUGGACCAACAGAUUAUCAAGUCAACAUACAAAUUAUUGAGAGUGAUAAAAACCAAAUACUUGCUCAGAACGAUACGGGAUUCAGUUGUGAUGGGACAGCGAAUACAUUCAGAGUCAUGUUUAAAGAGGCGGUGGAAAUUUUACCCAACGUCAGCUACACGGCCUGUGCAACGCUAAAGGGUCCAGAUUCUCACUACGGCACGAAGGGAUUAAAGAAAGUGGCGCGUGAAACCACAGCAGGGACCAAGACGACUUUUUUCUUCUGGAGUUCACCAGGGAAUAAUAACGGUACAUCCGUGGAAGACGGACAGAUACCAGAAAUCAUAUUCUAUACCUAAAAUAGGGUAUUCGUCUGUCAAGGUGAGACUGUUAACGAAAAAACUGGACACAGCGGCGACAGUGCCACAUAUCCAGGACCUGACACAAAGAGAGAAGGCAUCACGGACAGGUGGCGUUUUUUCGGUCGUUGCUGUUUUUUGUACUUUUAGUUUGGUUUGUUAUUUACGACUGUAACCUCCUUGAUUCUGAUUACGCUGGUGAGUGAGUACGCGUUGCCUUACGUAGGUCAGUUUGACGGUGUUCUGUCCAGUUGUGCUACCUGACGAUAUGUGCUACCUAGAGCACAGUCUUGGGAUAUGCUUGGGUUAGGUUUGGGGGCGGGGUUAGACCCUGCUAUCGAUUCGCCCCGUGGUAGAAUUUCUCGACAAAGUAGCACAACUCGUCAGAACAACGGAUAAAUCCUUCGGUGUUCAUGUCAUUAGUCUGUAAUCGUCUCUAGGAGCUUCGAAGUCAUGCAUGUUUAUGUAAAUAU